UUUAUGAAGCCCAACUUCUGUCCACCACCCCUGUCUGCAUUUUACUUGUUUGAUUAGUUCUUCUUUACCUUCCCCAUAUACCCUCCCUCCUCUGUUUAUGUGCAAGUUUCUCAGACCAAAACUCUCCUUGUUUUCAUAGAAAAACACAAAUGAUAUACAGUAGUGUGUUUCAAGAAACUUUGCAACAAAACUAGAGCUUCUCAUAUUCCAACUCUACACAGAGACAAAGAGAGCUUCCUCCCCUUUGUUGUUUGUAUCUGUUUUGCUUUCAUGGCAGACCCUGCCAACCAACUACUCAACUUGAGCUGAGUUCAUAUUCUCUCUGGAAAAAUGUCAAGAACCCAUUUCUUACAUGCAUGUUCAGCUUCCACCCAAUAUUGACAUUUUUGAAGAUAUUUGGUCUAGCAAUCUUAUUUGAUGGAGCUGCAAGGGCCAAGAGAUAAGUGUCUCUGAGAUGGGCCCAAAACCAUUAUUGAUACUGUAAUACUGCUUGUGAAGCUCUGGCAGUGAGAGAGGUGUAGAGGAGGUUAGUGCUUGGUUUGGACUCGUUAUAUUCCUCACGCUUGUUACUUCUGGUUCAUUUUUUACCAAAUGGGUUUCAACUUCUUUGCUUCUCUACUGGUUCUUUCACUGUUGUUGAAGCCAUUUGCUUGUCAACAACCCAAUACAGAUGGGUUUUAUGUCUCUCUGUUCUUGCAAAAAAUGGGUUUGCCAUCAUCAUCUUCUUCUUCUUCUUCACUUUACAACUUCUCUGCUCCGGUUUGUUCAUGGCCUGGAGUGUUUUGUGAUUCAGGAAAUGAAUACGUUAUUAGCUUAGUUGCUUCUGGUUUAGAACUCUCUGGUUCCAUUCCUGACACCACUAUUGGAAAGCUAACAAAGCUUCAAUCUUUGGACCUUAGCAACAACAAAAUCACUGGCUUCCCAUCAGACUUGUGGAGCUUAGGCUCACUCAAGAACCUUAAUCUUUCUCAUAACCAGAUUUCUGGGUCCUUGACUAACAACAUUGGCAACUUUGGCCUACUUGAAAGCUUAGAUAUUUCAAGGAACAAUUUAUCUGGUGAGAUUCCUGCUGCUAUAAGCUCACUCAUCAGUCUGAGAUUUCUUAGGCUCAGUCAAAAUGGUUUUGAUAUGAGCAUUCCUCCUGGCAUUAUGAGUUGCCAAUCUUUGGUUGAGAUUGAUCUUUCAUCCAAUAAAUUGAAUGGGUCUCUUCCUGAUGGUUUUGGUGGUGCUUUCACUAAGCUAAAAAGUUUAAAUCUUGCUGGAAAUGCGAUUCAUGGCAGGGACUCUGAUUUCUCAGUGAUGAAGUCCAUUACUAGUCUUAACAUUUCUGGGAAUGUGUUCAAGGGUUCAGUGAUGGGUGUGUUUAUGGAGCAGUUGGAGGUGAUUGACCUGAGCAAGAACCAGUUUGAAGGUUACAUUUCUCAGGUACAAUUCAAUGCAAGCUAUAACUGGUCUCAUUUGAUUUAUUUAGACCUGUCUGAGAAUCAGCUUGGUGGAGAAAUUUUCCAUGAUAUUACUGGAGCCCAAAAUCUUAAGCACCUAAAUCUAGCACACAAUAGAUUUUCUAGGCAGAAAUUCCCUAGAGUUGAGAUGUUUUCUAGUUUGGAAUACCUUAAUUUGUCGAAAACUAGUCUUACUGGUCAGAUUCCUUAUGAACUGUCUCAGUUGAGUAGCUUGAGUACACUUGAUCUUUCGGAGAACCACCUGAUAGGUCAUAUUCCAUUACUGAGUCUAGAGAGCAUCCAAGUGCUUGAUGUUUCAUUCAACAAUUUAAGUGGAGAAGUCCCGGUUUCGCUGUUGGAGAAACUUCCUUGGAUGGAGAGGUUCAACUUCUCUUACAAUAACUUGACACUUUGUGCUUCUGACAUCUCCACUGAAACCCUCCAAAAAUCUUUCUUUGGUGCUUCAAACAGCUGCCCCAUUGCUGCAAACCCAACCCUUUUAAGAAGUCGAGCUGCUAAGGAUAAGCACAAGGGACUAAAGCUUGCUUUGGCUUUGGCCCUCUCAAUGGUGUGUUUGCUGGUUGGUUUGUUAUUCCUCGCAGUUGGUUGCAGAAGGAAAACCAGAAUGUGGGAAGUAAAGCCAACCUCAUUCAAAGAAGAACAAAAUAUAUCAGGCCCCUUUUCCUUCCAGACUGACUCUACUACAUGGGUGGCAGAUGUUAAGCAAGCAACAUCAGUGCUUGUAGUGAUUUUCGAGAAACCAUUGCUGAACUUCACAUUUGCUGACCUCUUAUCAGCAACUUCAAAUUUCGACCGCGGCACACUUUUGGCUGAAGGGAAGUUUGGCCCUGUAUACAGAGGAUUUCUGCCAGGUGGAAUUCAUGUAGCAGUGAAAGUUUUAGUGCAUGGUUCUACAUUGACAGACCAGGAAGCUGCAAGAGAGUUUGAAUAUCUCGGUCGAAUCAAACACCCCAAUCUUGUUCCAUUGACAGGAUAUUGCUUAGCUGGGGAGCAAAGAAUUGCUAUCUAUGAUUACAUGGAGAAUGGGAACCUCCAGAAUUUGCUUCAUGACUUGCCGCUUGGUGUUCAGACAACUGAGGACUGGAGCACAGAUACAUGGGAAGAAGAUGACAACAAUGGCAUUCAACAUGUUGGUUCUGAAGGGUUGUUAACAACUUGGAGAUUCCGACACAAGAUUGCUCUAGGCGCUGCUCGAGCAUUGGCAUUUCUACACCAUGGUUGCUCACCUCCAAUUAUUCAUAGAGAUGUCAAGGCCAGUAGUGUUUAUCUCGAUUAUAACUUGGAGCCAAGGUUAUCUGAUUUUGGACUGGCUAAGAUUUUUGGUAGUGGUUUAGAUGAAGAGAUCUCUCUUGGAUCACCAGGCUACGUGCCACCAGAGUUUUCUCAGGCAGAAUGUGAUUCUCUAACACCAAAAUCUGAUGUAUAUUGCUUUGGAGUUGUUCUUUUUGAGCUCAUUACUGGGAAGAAACCAUCUGGUGAUGAUUAUCCGGAUGACAAAGAAGCAACUCUAGUGAGCUGGGUCAGAGGAUUGGUUAGGAAGAACAAAGUGUUGAUUGCUGUUGAUCCGAAGAUUCGUGAUACAGGACGUGAUGACCAAAUGGAGGAGGCACUCAAGAUUGGAUAUUUGUGCACAGCUGACCUACCAUCAAAGCGACCAAGCAUGCAACAGAUAGUUGGACUACUAAAAGAUAUUGAACCAACAGGUAACCAAUGAAGAACAAAGUUGAUAAUGGAGAAUGUGGGAGUUUUGUUCUGUAGCUUUUCAUUCCUUAGUUCUUGUACUUCUUUGUUAUGAGUUCUUUUAGCUGCCAUGGGGAAAUUGUACAGUAGCCCUGGAAAUUCCGUCUGGACUAUCGAUCAUGUAGCAUGCUCAUUUUGCUUUCCCAUUGUUGAUGGCCUAAAAGCUUAAUCUAUAUAUACACCGGAGUUUUAUUUCCGACUCCAA
Molecule: messenger RNA, 3408 nt
Organism: Argentina anserina (silverweed cinquefoil)
Lineage: Eukaryota; Viridiplantae; Streptophyta; Magnoliopsida; Rosales; Rosaceae
Product: probable LRR receptor-like serine/threonine-protein kinase At2g24230
Exons: 1
Coding region: 592-3177 (861 amino acids)
Biological process (GO): protein phosphorylation
Cellular component (GO): membrane
Molecular function (GO): ATP binding; protein binding; protein kinase activity
Source: RefSeq, a predicted model, not a curated record